Messenger RNA from Racocetra persica, 133 nucleotides. Lineage: Eukaryota; Fungi; Glomeromycota; Glomeromycetes; Diversisporales; Gigasporaceae. The record is from the annotation of a GenBank genome assembly.
GAAACGAAGAACGCAAAAAACAAAAAGUUCAUCCAGGAAGAUUCAAGACCGAUGAUUCAAAGGGCCAAAGAACGUAAAAACACAUCGACGAAAAGUCCAUUAAAAAAGAUUACAAGCCAACACGUCUACUUGG